AUGGCAAUCACUUCAAACCUUUUUAUAAAUCAAAAAGGUUCAACUACUGCAUUAAAGCAACCUAAAGAGAUCGGUUAUUACUCUAGAAAUCAAAAUGGGGAGUAUUUGAUUCAACAGCAGACUCAAUUGAAGUACUAUUAUCUGCCGAAUUCUGACCUUGAAAGAAACUUAGAUCUUUCCAGUGGUUUAAAGAAAUUUAAGAAUUGUGAAGGUACAUUUGAGGAUACUUAUACAAUUCAUGGUUUAUUAAAAUCUAUCCAGUAUAACGAACAACAUAAGGGGAAGAGAAUUAAAGGUGACAUCAUUGCUACAACAGAGACUAUAACAAAAUUGAUCCUUGGUGCAUUUGAUAAUACAAAUAUUAACCCUAUAGAUAUGGUAGUGGUAUCAUAUGAUGGACAAUUGUUUAUUAAGGAACGGAAACAGGUAACACCUGCCACAAUUGAUAUGAAUAAAUACUCGAAUUAUAAAUUUAAAGCACUGUCAACCCUUUCUCAAUCGUUACCAUUGGAAUCAAGAGAAAUUCUAGAGAAAAGACAUAAAAAAUUGUGUAAUAAUGGUGACAAAUUUGUUAGUGUGACAAAGACAGGUGUUGGUAAAGUGAAGUUGAUUCUUUCGGCAGAUAUUGAUUGUAUUUUUGAUUUUAAAGAAGAAAAUAAAGAUAAUUUAAAGCAUUAUACGCAAUUAGUUUGUAAUCCUACUGUUAACACCAUUUCAGAAUCACAUAAAUUUGAAAAUGGUAUGUUUCGGAUCUGGUUAAAAUGUUUCCUUGCCGGUAUACCUAGAAUAAUAUGUGGAUUUAAAGAUGAUGGUUAUAUAUUGAAGACCGUUGAAGAAUAUGCAACAAACGAGAUUCCAAUCUUAUUGAAAGAAAACAAUCCAGAGGUUGGAUCUAAGUGCCUAGAUGCUAUCAAAUGGUACGGCUUAUUUACGGAAUGGUUGCUAAAAAUUAUCCCACAUGGAGACACUAAAGAAAUUAAACCAUUCAAGUUGAUUUUGGCUGAUAAUCAUUUAAAGCUACAUGAAAUUGAGGCUAGUGAUCCUGAAUUUGAACAUUUUGCUCAAGGAGAUGGUGUAUUAUCCUCUGAAUUUAAAGAAUGGAGAAGUUCAUUAUAG
This is a messenger RNA of Maudiozyma barnettii, 1116 nucleotides long. RefSeq names its product decapping nuclease (gene RAI1). Lineage: Eukaryota; Fungi; Ascomycota; Saccharomycetes; Saccharomycetales; Saccharomycetaceae. Gene Ontology annotation, biological process: NAD-cap decapping; nuclear-transcribed mRNA catabolic process. The record is from RefSeq and is a predicted model, not a curated record. The coding region runs from base 1 to 1116 and encodes 371 amino acids. The transcript has a single exon. Gene Ontology annotation, cellular component: nucleus; cytosol. Gene Ontology annotation, molecular function: mRNA 5'-diphosphatase activity.